This is a messenger RNA of Euleptes europaea (tarantolino), 3471 nucleotides long. It is a transcript of the gene KIF5A, whose product is annotated as kinesin family member 5A. Bases 5 to 3193 code for a protein of 1062 amino acids. NCBI's taxonomy places the organism in Eukaryota, Metazoa, Chordata, Lepidosauria, Squamata, Sphaerodactylidae. Gene Ontology annotation, biological process: microtubule-based movement. Gene Ontology annotation, molecular function: microtubule motor activity; microtubule binding; ATP binding. The transcript is spliced from 29 exons. The record is from RefSeq and is a predicted model, not a curated record.
CAGCAUGACCACCGAGGUCAAUGAAUGCAGCAUCAAGGUGCUCUGCAGGUUCCGGCCUUUGAACCAGUCGGAGAUCAUACGUGGAGAUAAAUUCAUCCCGGUUUUCCAAGGGGACGACACAGUCAUCAUUGGGGGCAAGCCUUAUGCCUUUGACCGUGUCUUCCCACCCAACACCACCCAGGAGCAAGUUUACCAUGCCUGUGCCAUGCAGAUUGUCAAAGAUGUGCUGGCCGGGUACAACGGCACCAUUUUUGCCUACGGGCAGACUUCCUCGGGAAAGACUCAUACCAUGGAGGGCAAACUGCAUGACCCUCAGCUCAUGGGUAUCAUCCCACGCAUUGCCCGGGACAUCUUCAACCACAUCUACUCCAUGGAUGAGAACCUGGAGUUCCACAUUAAGGUUUCCUACUUUGAGAUCUACCUGGACAAAAUCCGUGACCUGCUAGAUGUGACCAAGACCAAUCUCUCGGUUCAUGAGGACAAGAACCGUGUGCCAUUUGUGAAGGGCUGCACUGAGCGUUUUGUGUCCAGCCCUGAAGAAAUCCUGGACGUCAUCGAUGAGGGGAAAUCCAACCGUCACGUGGCUGUCACGAACAUGAACGAGCACAGCUCUCGCAGCCAUAGCAUCUUCCUCAUCAAUAUCAAGCAGGAAAACAUGGAGACUGAACAGAAACUAAGUGGGAAGCUUUACCUGGUGGACCUGGCUGGCAGCGAGAAGGUCAGCAAGACGGGAGCCGAGGGUUCUGUGCUGGAUGAGGCUAAGAACAUCAACAAGUCCCUUUCAGCCCUUGGUAAUGUCAUCUCGGCUUUGGCUGAGGGAACGAAGAGCUACGUGCCCUACAGGGACAGCAAGAUGACCCGUAUCCUGCAAGACUCCCUCGGGGGAAACUGUCGUACGACCAUGUUCAUCUGCUGCUCGCCCUCUAGCUACAAUGAUGCCGAGACCAAAUCUACUCUCAUGUUUGGACAGCGGGCAAAGACAAUCAAGAACACAGCAUCUGUGAACCUGGAGUUGACUGCUGAGCAGUGGAAGAAGAAGUUUGAGAAAGAGAAGGAGAAGAACAAGACCCUCAAGGAGACCAUCGCCAAGUUGGAGGCUGAGCUCGGGCGCUGGCGCAACGGAGAGAACGUCCCGGAGACGGAGCAGCUGAGCGACGAGGAGAAGGUGGUGGCUGACACCUGCGACGAGACGCCCAUCAAUGACAACAAUUCCUCUAUCGUCAUCCGGAUUUCUGAGGAAGAACGGCACAAGUACGAGGAGGAGAUCCGCAAACUCUACAAGCAGCUUGACGACAAGGAUGAUGAGAUCAACCAGCAGAGCCAGCUGAUGGAGAAGCUCAAGGAGCAGAUGCUGGACCAGGAAGAGCUGCUGGUGUCAACCCGCGGGGACAACGAGAAGGUGCAGAGAGAACUGAGCCACCUACAGUCUGAGAAUGACUCAGCCAAGGAGGAAGUGAAGGAAGUGUUGCAAGCGCUGGAGGAGCUGGCGGUCAACUAUGACCAGAAAUCCCAGGAAGUGGAAGAAAAGAACCAGGAGAAUCAGCUGUUGGUGGACGAACUGUCCCAGAAAGUGGCUGCCAUGAUGUCCUUGGAGUCUGAGUUGCAACGGCUGCAGGAGUUCAGUGCGCACCAGCGCAAGCGCAUUGCUGAAGUGCUGAACGGGCUCAUGAAGGAUCUAAGCGAGUUCAGCGUCAUCGUGGGUAACGGGGAGAUCAAGCUGCCGGUGGAGAUCAGUGGUGCCAUUGAGGAGGAGUUCACCGUUGCCCGGCUCUACAUCAGCAAGAUAAAGUCGGAAGUGAAGUCCGUCGUGAAGCGCUGCCGACAGCUGGAAGGGCUGCAGGUCGAGUGUCACCGCAAGAUGGAGGUGACAGGCCGGGAACUCUCCUCCUGCCAGCUUCUCAUCUCUCAGCAUGAAGCAAAGAUCCGCUCGCUCACCGAGUACAUGCAGAGCGUGGAGCUGAAGAAACGGCAUCUGGAGGAAUCCUACGAUGCCCUAAGUGAAGAGCUGACUAAGCUUCAGGCACAAGAGACUGUACAUGAAGCGGCCAAGGAGCAGGACCUGAUCCAGGAUACAGAUGAAGUCAAACAGAAGGCCCUGGAAGUGCAGCUGGAGAGUCACCGUGAGGCCCACCACAAGCAGCUGGCCCGGCUGCGAGAUGAGAUCAACCAGAAGCAGAAAAUCAUUGAUGAGCUCAAGGAGUCUAAGGCUGGUGAGGAAGGAUGGCGGGCAGUUGGCAUGUUUUCCAUCUCUAUGUUAGCAUCUCUGUCUCUCCGUAUUCUAUCCCUGCGCAGCUUGAACCAGAAGCUAGAGCUGGAGCUGGAGAAGCUUCGGGCCGACUAUGAGAAACUCAAGAGCGAGGAGCUGGAGAAGUCGCAGAAGCUGCAGGAGCUGACAUUUCUGUACGAGCAACAUGAGCAGUCUAAGCAGGACCUCAAAGGGCUGGAGGAGACUGUGGCCCGUGAACUCCAGACCCUCCACAACCUUCGCAAGCUGUUCGUUCAAGACGUCACGACUCGAGUUAAGAAAAGCGCGGAGUUGGAACCCGAGGAUAGCGGGGGGGCUCAUUCCCAGAAACAGAAGAUUUCCUUUCUUGAGAACAACCUGGAACAACUUACAAAAGUUCACAAACAGCUGGUUCGUGACAAUGCAGAUUUGCGUUGUGAGCUUCCUAAACUGGAGAAACGUCUUCGGGCUACGGCUGAGAGAGUUAAGGCCCUGGAGGGCGCACUAAAGGAAGCGAAGGAGGGUGCUAUGAAGGACAAGCGCCGCUACCAGCAGGAGGUGGACCGAAUCAAGGAGGCGGUGCGCUACAAGAACAGCGUGAAGCGCAACCACUCUGCACAGAUUGCCAAGCCAGUGCGGCCAGGGCACUACCCGGCUUCAUCUCCCACCAACCCCUACGGUGUCCGCAACCCCGAAUGCAUCAGCUACACCAACAGCCUCUUCCAGAACUAUCAGAAUGUCUACCUGCAGAAUGCUGGCAGCUCCGUGCCUGAUAGCUACUUCACCAAUGCCUCUUCUAGCAGUGGAAGCAGCUCCUCCAGUGCCCCUCUGACCUCCUUCCAGAAGCUCAAUGUGGACAACGGGAAUGCCACAGACAUCAAUGACAACAGAAGUGACCUGCCCUGCGGUGUUGAAGCUGAGGAACAAGCCAAGCUCUUCCCCCUGCACCAGGAGACGGCUGCCAGCUAAUAGCAACAGUGACACCUACUGCCCAAGGGGCCUCAACACAACAUCAGUUUCUAAUCGGGACGGAAGCCUCCGCUCUGCAUGCCGCAGCCCUGGCUUCCCAUGGCCUCCGCUACAAAAAAACAGGCCCUGUUUUGUGUGUCCUGCUCUCUCCGUGUCCUGUAUAUUUAUCCAGCUGCUGCUUCUCUCUUUCACUGUUUCACUGUCCUACUCACUUAACUAGGCAAUGAUAUAUUCACUUCCCCCCCUUGGAGAAUUCCUCCCGUGCUCCCGAGUCAGGG